GAUGUCCAGAGAGCCGUCGGUUGAGAAUGAAAAUCUAUGUGAAGAUACUAGCACGCCGGAGGACCCUUUGCCUGCGAGUUGGGGAGUACGUUCGCGUCGGCAGCGUAAAAUGGCGGGUAUUGGAUCGUCUGCGCGUUCCGGAAAGCGGCGUAAACUGGCGUCUCUACCGUGCCCCGUCCAGCACUGGAAACCUAGAGCCACUAGAAGACACCAAGACCCUUCACCACUAUCAGCUACACGAAGGAGACACACUUUAUCUUGGAAUGAAGAUAGCGGUGACCGUGGACGUGAUAGGGGGACAGAGCGGGGUGUUGGUAGCCGUGGACACCGCUGACUCCAUCGAGGACGUGAAGAAGCUGCUACAGAAUAAGAUCGGAGUCCAUCCCGACGAGCAACGGCUCAUACUAGGUGGAAAGCUCGUGCAAGACGCCGGAAAGGUGAGAGAUUACGAGCUAAAAAGCGACGACGCACUUGUUGUCAUACGUCGAAAGCGCCAGUAUAACAUUGAAGUAGUAGACAAUCAGAGCAGGGGUGAACCUAUCGCAAAGUUGCAAGUCAGGGCAGACUUUACUGUCAAGCAAGUGAAAGAGAUGAUAGCAGAAUUAACCGUAACUCCGGCCAAUAUCCAGUCUCUCUCCUUUCGUCAGCAAAAACUCAGAGAUGACAAGACACUGCAGCAGUACUCCAUUAGCCCUGGAAGCAAAGUUUAACUCACUGUUGAUGACCAAAUAUUUGUCAGAGCGCUGACUGGAAAUACACUAGCUUUCAACGUGGGAGAGAGAGAUUCAGUUGAAGUAGUCAAAUCUCUCAUCGAGGGGAGAGAGGGGAUCCCUAUUCAUCAACAGAAACUGUUCUUCAACGGCAGGCGCCUACAGCAGCAUGGGACUCUUAAGGAACUUGGGGUUAGAAAUGGGUCGACCCUCGAACUCUCUCUCAGUUUGCCUGGUGGAGGGCCGGUUGACAUAUCCAUCAGUACAUUCAGAGGAGUCACUUUUACAGUACAGGUUCAAAGCGACUCGACGAUUCUAGAACUAAAGCAGAAAAUACGGCAGCUGAAGGGGUAUCCGGUGGACCAGCAAAAGGCUUAUAUUCUGUGGGAAGGUUCUCGAAGACAGCCCAACAGUGGCUGAUUAUAACAUCCAGGGGGCAUCAACCCUUCACCUGUUGGUCGGCCAGCCUGUAGGUGAGAAGACAGUGAACGUGAAAGUCACCACUCACACUGGUAAAGAACUCAGCUGCAGCGUUACACUCGGUGACACGGUGGAAACACUGACUCAGAUUAUUGAGGAGAAGGAAGGUGUGCCGAAAAAAUGUCAGCGUCUCUUUUGUAAGGGUAUACUGGUCGAGCAUACGAUGUCACUGAAGGAUAUUUUAAACGGUGGUAGAUCUCACACAAAACUAGAGGUGUGCAUGUACCUCGAAAUCAGGGGAGAAAUGGAUGUCUUUGUCGGGAUUCUAUCACAAGCCGGCAAAACCUCAGUGACCCCAAGGUUUGAGAAGAAGAUAAUUGUGAGCGUUGACAAGCAAAUGAAAGUUUCAGCGCUCAAGCGAAUCAUACAACACAGAGAAAAGAUUCCCACCUAUUUCCAGACCCUGUUACACAAUGGGGAGGUGAUGGAAGACAACUGUUUAUUGGAACAGUGGGAACAGGCGGAAAAGUCGAUGCUCCAUCUCAGAAUUGAAUACCUGCACCGCAAUGAGCAACUGACUCUAGCAGUCAAAACGCCAGGAAAUAGCCUAGAUCUUCCAAAUGUGGGGCUCUUUGUAACCAUCCAUGAUGUUAAGAUCGGCUGCAGAAGUCUAGUUGAUUCCGGCCAUGGUCGCUCCAAUAUUGAACGGCACUCUCUCUUUCACAGAAACACUCUUCUCGAGAAUGACAAAACUCUUUACGACUGCAGGAUCACGGAUGGUAGUGAACUCCAGCUGGUCCCAGCCGAUGAGUUCCCUGUCUUUAUCAAUGCCUCUGUAUACGGAAAACCCGACAGAUUCUUCGUGACGGCCAAGAAAACGAACACGGUACGAGAGGUGAAAGACAAAAUCAAUUGCGUGUCAGACCUGCCAACUACUCAUCAGCUGUAUUUGUCAGGCAUGGAACUGGAGGAUGCAAAGACUAUGGAGGAGUGUCGUGUUUCGGCCGGCUGCACACUGAGCUCAGUUCCACAGGGAGAUAUUCCAGUCUCAAUCAGAACGCGAUUUACCACCGUCACCUUCAUCUUCAAUCCGUUGAACUCAGUUGAAACCAUCUUGGAAAAAAUAGCCAGAGCUCCAGAAAUUUGCGUGGAGCAAUCAAACCAACGACUACUGCUGCAUAACGUGCUCCUUUCUGACAAAGUCAACCGUGGAAGACCAGUAACGGAAUGCGGAAUAUCGGCUGGUAACACUCUCAAUCUUGUUGCCGUCCCUCAAGAAAUAGACAUCCAUGUUUGCACGCCUCGCGGGAAAACGCUGACCCUGGUGUGUCUUCGUGACUGCACCAUCCGUGACGUGAAGACUGUAAUUGAGGAGAGGGAGGAUAUCCCAGUAGAGAACCAGAUCCUCCCUUUUGAAAGCGACGAAAAGACUCUGAGGGAUUACGGAGUUGUGCCUGGAACCCACCUUGACCUGGUCGAUUUGCCAGUUGCUCAGCUAAAGCCGGAGAUGUGUGAAAACCAACUGCUUCAGAAAUGA
Molecule: messenger RNA, 2667 nt
Organism: Geodia barretti
Lineage: Eukaryota; Metazoa; Porifera; Demospongiae; Tetractinellida; Geodiidae
Source: the annotation of a GenBank genome assembly